Molecule: messenger RNA, 1962 nt
Organism: Colletotrichum scovillei
Lineage: Eukaryota; Fungi; Ascomycota; Sordariomycetes; Glomerellales; Glomerellaceae
Exons: 3
Coding region: 1-1962 (653 amino acids)
Source: RefSeq, a predicted model, not a curated record
AUGGCCAUCACGCUGGGUAGAUCCAAAUUCUCCCAAAGUCGAUGGCGACAAGCUGCGUUUUACUUCGCCGUUGCAGCCUUCUCAACUUUUUUAAUCAACUUUGUAUUCACACUAUGGGCGAGCAUCCAGAAACGUGACACGAUAAGUGACGGUGUCGGUAUUUUGCUUGAUACGGACUGUUCAACCAUCCGAAUACUAAAUACCGGGGUCCACAUUCUGAUCAACGUCCUUGGUAUAAUUCUUCUUGCUGGUAGUAAUUACUGUAUGCAGUGCUUGAUGGCGCCAACCCGGCCAGAGAUUGACGACGCACACGCCAGACAAAAUUGGCUUGACGUUGGGGUCGCCAGUAUUCGAAACUUUUGCAACAUCACAUGGAAGAAGAAGAUUGUCUGGGUAUUAAUUACAGCUUCAUCCCUUCCAUUACAUCUGGUAUACAACUCCAUCAUUUUCAGCUCGACAUCAGUGAACAACUACAGCGUCUUGAAUACGAAUUCGUACGUUUCAAAGAACAAGACCGAAGGCGCACUCAACAGUGCCGACUGGAAGAGCAUGUACUCGGAUUUUCUUGGCGAUAACGUCGAGGAAAUGGACGCAACACGAUGCAUCGACGCCUACCGAGUCGCUUUCCAGUCCUCGCGAGGAAACUUACUUCUUGUAUCUGAUGAUAAGAAGGAAGAAAAUCGUACAGCCGAGGUCUUCAAUAUUUCGGGAUACCCAUAUCUUUGGAUGUGCGGCCAAUCCGGAGAAAGAAUUGCCGGCAUACUCGCCGGUAACUCGACAUGCGAGGACUAUCUGGUCGAAUUGCGAACUACGUCGGGGGGCUGGAAGCCUCUAGGAUCAAGCGUCAAGGAAUGUUACAGCCAAAAGACUGAAGAGCAUUGCAAGCUCCUCUUCAGCAGCACUCUCUCUUGGACUGUGACGGCGUGCAACUUUGCCAAAGGCGUCCUGAUGCUCUUCGUCGCCUUCGGCAUGGGCGAAGAAGAUCCUCUGAUGACCAUUGGGGAUGCAGUGACCUCUUUUCUUGAAGAUCAGGAUGAGUCGACUGCGGAUAUGUGCCUCAAGUCCAAGGACCACUUCGUUGCCCAACAUUGGUCCAAAGGUCCAAUACAAUAUGAUUUCAAACCGCAACGGAAGUCUGUCGCCGUUAGCCCAGGGGCUUGGUUUCUAUGCUUCUUGCUGUACUUUGGACUCAUUAUCGCCUGUGCAAGUUUGCUGGUUGGAGGCCUGAAUCACAUGUCAGGUGGCGGCGAUAUCAUAAAGCUUGGUCUCGGCGCCAUGCAGACCAAGACCAUCCUGAACACGGGUGACAUGAGUCAGGGAUCUAUACUUGCUAAUAUUCUGCUUGUCAACACGCCGCAAAUUAUUCUCUCACUCAUUUACUUCACCUACAAUGCCCAGUACACCAGCAUAUCCUUGAUUACUGAAUGUGACAGGUUCGGCAACGAGAAGGAGGCAAAGAGCCUUCGCGUCUCGUCUACACGCAGAGGAGCUCAGCGAGAUACUUACUUUCUUCAACUGCCGUACCGCUACUCAUUCCCUCUUGUAACAUUUUCAGGUGGACUUCACUGGCUCAUUUCUCAGAGCUUCUUCCUCGUCAACCUGGAGGUAUAUGUCCCUUCAGCUGAUGGCAGGUCCAUGGUACGACUAGUAGAGGGGAACUCGUUUGCCGGUGUGACAGCCUGCGGAUGGUCGCCACUCGGGGUUUUGUGUGUUCUCGUGGUAACUAUCUUCAUGAUGGGAUUCCUCGUUGUCACGGAGAGACGUCGUUUGCGAUUCGGGGUCAUGCCCGUGGCGGGCAGUUGUAGCGCGGCCAUCUCUGCUGCUUGUCACCCUGACUCGGAUGAGGGAAAGAUGUGGGAGAAGACUCUGAGAUGGGGCGUAGUAGAUUCAUCUACCGUCGGGCACUGUUCUUUCUCUUCUGAGCCAGUCUCGGUCCCGACCCGUGGUCGUUUGUACUCGUGA